Arachis duranensis is the source of this 1126-nucleotide messenger RNA. Its product is annotated as transcription factor MYB41. Lineage: Eukaryota; Viridiplantae; Streptophyta; Magnoliopsida; Fabales; Fabaceae. The transcript is spliced from 3 exons. Bases 38 to 1126 code for a protein of 362 amino acids. The record is from RefSeq and is a predicted model, not a curated record.
UAUUUGUUUUUUAACUUAAUAUAAGUAAUUAAUCAUCAUGGCCAAGUCUUGUUCUAGUGAAAAGAACAAUAAUAAUGGAUUGAAGAAGGGUCCAUGGACUCCGGAGGAAGAUCAAAAACUCAUUGAUUACAUUCAGAAACAUGGACAUGGCAAGUGGCGAACCCUUCCUAAGAAUGCAGGAUUAAAGAGAUGUGGAAAGAGUUGCCGGCUAAGGUGGGCUAAUUACUUGAGGCCUGAUAUAAAGAGAGGAAGAUUCUCAUUUGAAGAAGAAGAAAUUAUCAUCCAGUUACACACUGUUUUGGGAAACAAGUGGUCUACAAUUGCUGCUAAUUUACCCGGAAGAACAGAUAAUGAGAUUAAGAAUUAUUGGAACACUCACAUCAAGAAGAAAUUGUUGAAGAUGGGGAUUGAUCCGAUGACUCAUACACCACGCCUUGAUGUUUUUCAACUCUCUUCAAUUCUAAGCUCAACCUUAUACAAUAACAAUAAUUCACCCCAAAUUAAUAAUAAUUAUUACCCUACCCUCUUUGGUAUUGGAUCAUCAAGUGUUGCAAAUAAUCCAAGCCAAGUCCUAAGUUUGCUCGCAUCUCUUCUAUCAUAUCAAAGCAGAAACAAUGACAACAUUUUAAAUCAACAAAACCAACUUGGUACUAUUAGCCCUCUAUUAUUGCAAAAUCAAAUGCACCUUAACCCUAGCCAAGCCUUCCAACCAAACCAACCUUGUGCUAAUAAUUUUCAUGUGGAAACCCAAAACAUGAAAUCAAAAUUAGAGCCUCAAAUCCCUUCAACUUCUACCCCUUUUAGCCAUCAAAAUACAUUACCAAAUUUGUGGCACUAUAAUGGUGGCGGUUACAUGGCUAAUCAACAAGGUUUUCCUUCCUUGCUGGAAAAUAAUAAUCAGAUUUUGUGUAGUGAAGGGAUUAUGGCUAAUUUCAAUUUGAUGAACUCAAUGUUAUCCUCUUCUACAGCUUCAUCUUCUAGCCCCAGUAAUUUGAAUUCAUCAUCUUCAACAACAUUUGUCAAUGGGACAACAACCACCGAAGAUGAAAGGGACAGUUAUGGAAGCAACAUGUUGAUGUAUAAAUAUAAUAUAUCAAACGGAUUGAAUAACUCUGGACUUUUGUGA